AACGUCUUUUCCCUUUCCUCCAGAAUACCACAUAAUUCUUCUCUUUCCCCAACCAGUAAGAGUCAAGAGAAAAAAUAGGAAUAGAAUUUUGCACCAAUAAACAAUUAUUGUACGUGGAAUUCAAGGAAACAUUGUAUAAAAAAAUAAAGGUGGAAUAUUUCCAGAUUCAGAAAAAGAGGAAAUAUCUGAGGGGAGGGAAGCGCUCGUUCCAGACAAUAAUGCAGGUCUCACCCUGUGAGAACACAAAAAGCUUGAACCAUUCAAGAAGAGAUCACAAAUAUUUUUGACCUCCUCAGGAAUCAGUGGCGAAAAAGCUCCACGGAUAUGUAUAUUGUAGGAAAAGCACAGAUUGCAAAUCAGAGCUGAUUAUGCAUCAGAGGAUCCACACUGGUGAAAAACCAUACAAAUGUCCCGAAUGUGGCAAAGUCUUUCGCUACACUUCCCAACUUAUUGAGCAUAAAAUAACCCAUACUGGAGAAAAGCCCUACCAGUGCCCACAGUGUGCCAAAAAGUUUAGUAAGCAUGCCAACCUGGUGAGACAUCAGAAGACUCACACUGGGGAAAAACCCUUUGAUUGUCCUGAUUGUGGGAAAAGUUUCAGUCAGAACUCUUACUUGGUGAUACACCAGAGGACUCACACAGGAGAGAAAGCAUAUGAGUGUCGGGAUUGUGGGAAAUGUUUCAGUAACAAUUCCAACCUGGUAAUACACCAGAGGACACACACAGGAGAGAAACCGUAUGAGUGUCCAGAUUGUGGGAAAAGUUUCAAUCAGAACUCUUACCUGGUGAUACACCAGAGAACUCACACAGGAGAGAAACCAUAUGAAUGUCCGGAUUGUGGGAAAAGUUUCAAAAAUAAUUAUAACCUGGUGAGACACCAGAGGACACACACAGGAGAGAAACCCUUUGAUUGUCCUCAUUGUGGGAAAAGCUUCAGUCAGAAUUCUGACCUGGUGAUACACCAGAGGACUCACACUGGGGAGAAACCAUAUGAGUGUCUGGAUUGUGGGAAAAGUUUCAAAAUUAAUUCCAAACUGAUGAUACACCAGAGGACACACACAGGAGAGAAACCAUAUGAGUGUCUAUACUGUGGGAAAAGCUUCAGUCUCAACUCUUACUUGGUGAUACACAAGAGGACACACACUGGAGAGAAACCAUAUGAGUGUCCAGUUUGUGGGAAAAGUUUCAAUCAACAUUGUAACCUUGUGCAACACCAAAGUACUCACACAGGAGAGAAACCAUAUGAGUGUCCAGAUUGUGGGAAAGCUUUCAGUUGGAAUUCUGAUUUGGUGAGACAUCAGAGGACUCACACAGGAGAGAAACCAUAUGAAUGUCCAGAUUGUGGGAAAAGCUUUAGUCGUAAUUCCUACUUGGUUAUACACCAGAGAACUCACACUGGGGAGAAACCAUAUGAGUGUCCAGCUUGUGGGAAAAUCUUUCGCUACGCUUCCCAACUUAUUGAGCAUAAAAGAACCCAUACUGGAGAAAAGCCCUACCAGUGCCUACAGUGUCCCAAAAAGUUUAGUAAGCAUGCCAACCUGGUGAUACACCAGAGGACACACACAGGAGAGAAAGCAUAUGAGUGUCUAUACUGUGGGAAAAAUUUCAGUCAGAACUCUUAUCUGGUGAUACACCAGAGGACUCACAUGGGCGAGAAACCAUAUGAGUGUUCGGAUUGUGGGAAAAGUUUCAAUAAUAACUCUAACCUUGUGAAACACCAGAGAACUCAUACAGGAGAGAAACCGUAUGAGUGUUCAGAUUGUGGGAAAUAUUUCAGUAAGAAUUCCAACCUGGUGAUACACCAGAGGACUCACACAGGCGAGAAACCAUAUGAAUGUCCAGAUUGUGGAAAAAGUUUCAAUAAUUAUUCUAACCUUGUGAAACACCAGAGGACUCACACAGGAGAGAAGCCAUAUGAGUGUUUAUACUGUGGGAAAAGUUUCAGUAGGAAUUCCAACCUUGUGAAACACCAGAUGACACACACAGGCGAGAAACCAUAUGAGUGUCCAGAUUGUGGGAAACGUUUCAGUCAGAACUGUUAUCUGGUGAUACACCAGAGGACUCACACAGGCGAGAAACCAUAUGAGUGUCCGAAUUGUGGGAAAAGUUUUCAGCAGAAUUCCAAUCUGGUCAUACACCAGAGGACUCACACAGGAGAGAAACCAUAUGAGUGUGCAGAGUGUGGGAAAGCUUUCAGUAGAAAUUCCAACCUUGUGAAACACCAGAGGACUCACACAGGAGAGAAACCAUAUGAAUGUGCAGCUUGUGGCAAAUGUUUCAGUUGGAAUUCUGACCUGGUGAGACACCAGAGGACUCACACAGAAGAGAAACCAUAUGAAUGUCCAGUUUGUGGGAAAAGUUUCAAUCACAACUGUAACCUUUUGCAACACCAAAGUACUCACACAGGAGAGAAACCAUAUGAAUGUGCAGAUUGUGGGAAAGCUUUCAGUUGGAAUUCUGACCUGGUGAAACACCAGAGGACUCACACAGGAGAGAAACCAUAUGAGUGUCCAAAUUGUGGGAAAAGCUUUAGUCAUAAUUCCUACUUAGUUAUACACCAGAGAAUUCACACAGGAGAGAAACCAUAUGAGUGUCCAGAUUGUGAGAAAAGUUUCAGUAAUAAGUCUAAUCUUCUGAAACACCAGAGGACUCAUACAGGAGAGAAACCAUAUGAUUGUCUAUACUGUGGGAAAAGUUUCAGCCAGAACUCUUGCCUGGUGAUACACCAGAGGAUUCACAUGGGUGAGAAACCAUAUAAGUGUCCAGAUUGUGGGAAAACUUUCCAGCAGAAUUUCAAUCUGGUCAUACACCAGAGGACUCACAUGGGUCAUAAAUUGUAUGAAUGUCCAGACUGUGGGAAACGUUUUAGUCGAAAUUCCAACAUGGUGAUACACCAGAGGACUCACACAGGAGAGAAACCGUAUGAGCAUCCCAGAUUGUCAGAAACGUUUCAGUCGUAAUUCUGCCCUAGUGACGCACAUGGGGACUCACACAGGAAAGAAACCCUAUAAGUAUCCAAAGUGUAAAAGAUUUCAGUUGGAAUUCUGACCUGGUGAGACACCAGAGGAUUCACAGAGGAUGAGUUACUGGAUUGUGGGAAAAGUUAAAACAUCACUGAAAAAAGUGACUUAUGAUCCUUUUUCAUACUUAGGACCAUUUCAGCGUCAACAUUCAGAUGCUUGGCAAUUGCUGGUUCUAAUGUCCUGGGGUCAUGGGAUCCCCUUUUCUGACCUUCUGGCAAACAAAAUCAAUUGGGAAGCCAGAUUCACUUAACAUAUAUGUUACUAAUUUAACUGCAGUGGUUUGCUUAAGAAAUGUGGCAAGAGAAGUUGUAAAAUGGGGCAAAAUUCAGUUGACACCUGUCUCGCUUAGCAACAUAAAUUUUGGGCUCAAUUGUGGUUGUAAGUUUCUGCAGUAUUCUGCAGAAAUGUUUCUAAAGCUACAUUAUUUCAUGAGAGCCAUUCACUUUGUCAUGAUAGGCUUUAAUUGCCCCUCAGACUGAACUGUUUGCUGUAGUUAAUUCAUGAACUUAGUUACUUGGGUGAGAUGGAUGGCAUACAAAUUUAAUAAAUAAAUUAAUGUGAAUAUGCUUAGGGUGCAGCCAGCAGACAGACAGAUGCACAUAUAAGUAUUUUGUAGUAUUCUUCGGUUGUUUGAAAAUAUAUAAUAGGUUUUAAUGCCUUCAUUUCAGGUAAAAUGUAAAUUAAUAAUACAUAGAAAUGGCUGCUUUUUAAUGACCAUGUUUUAAAUAUUUCUAGAAAUUUCCACAAAGAAAGGUCUAAAUAAUGUUGUCUGAUCAACUACAGUAUAAUUUUUAAGGGUUCUGCAGGCUUUUCUCACCUACAUGUGAAAUAUUUCAAUUGUUUUGUUUUGUAUUUCCUCAUCUUCCAGAUUCCUUGAACUUUGUAUAGUGUAUUUUCUGGAACAAUUUGAGUCAUACAUUGUACUUCUUUUUUUGAUUCUCUGCUAACACUUUUGUCAAAAGAGAGAGAAAGGUAAAUCCUACUUGCUCAUUACAGACCCGCAUUUCGGAAUUGAAUCUUCUUAGUUUAAGGCAAAUGAUGUGCUUCUUGAAUCACACCAUCCUGGUUCUCGGUUUUGCAUAAUGUACCUCUUUCAAGUCAUGGAAGUAAAAGAUCUCUAUCUGGAUUUCCAAAGUGAGAAUUGGUUUUCCUGUGAAAUAUGAAAAAAAGCUAAAAAAAUUCUGGGUAAGUGGUGCGAUAGAGUUCUUACCUCACAUACAGGAGGCUGUGAGUUUGAUCCUAGGUACAGACAGAUAUUUCUCUCUCUGGACACAAUGGGACUAUAUCUGCUGCAAACUCCACAUUGGUGAUAGGAAGGGCAACCGGCCAGUAAACACUCAGCUCCAUUCAGUUGCCCUGACUCCGCCCCGCAAGGGAUACAUUAUGGGGUUAUUAAACAACAGAGAAGAAGAUAAAAGAAUUCCUGGUCAAUUGACAGAUUUGGGAGCUAUAAUAAGUGGAAGCCCAGCAUUUUGGGGAACAGAGACUGGACUCUGCCCAAUAGCCAGGUUGGUUGGUGUCAGGGAAUUAUGCAGCUGGUGUCCAAAUUAAGACACAUGCUGACAGUAGUUUUAUAUAAAUCUAUUUAGUACCUAUAUUUAGAGGAAACAAGGUAGGGACAUCAUUACAUCCUGAGGUAAAUCGUCAGGUAAAUCUCAGAUCAGCAUACAAAGCACACAGAAGAAAAAGGCGGGAAAAAAGAACGGCCCCCUUUACACCCAGCAGCCAAUCAUAAUGUAGACUGCCUCAUGCAGGAGCUCACACUCUUCAACCAAUCAAUGUCCACUGUGUGUUCUGCUCCACUGUGCACUUUACUGUUCCAGCUUUUAAAUUAAAUAUCUGAACAGCUGGGCUCCAAACAGGCUUGAACUGUUGGCAUGAAAUGUCGCCUAGAGAGUUUAGAAAUCUAUCUAGCCAAUCUCGCUUCUGAUUAUUCCAUUUCAACAUCUUCCCCUCAGGACGCCAAAACAGCUAGACACAAAGAUAGUUUCUUCCCCCCUGCCAUCACUACAACACGCCACUGCCUUCUGCCCAAAGACAUUUACCCAUGUGGUAGGCUGUAUUGCUAUUAUCCUCGUCAUCUUAUCCUUCACGUUUCCUUCUACCUUCUCCUAUCUGUAUUGAUCAUAUGAUCAAUUAUUGUAUCUUAUGAUUUAUGAUUGCCUUAUGAUGUAUGACUAUCACUUUGUAUGUACACUGAAGUGUAUGCAAUAGAGAUCAUUUCCUUGUGUGUCCAAAACACACUUGCCCAAUAAAGAAUUAUGUUCUA
Messenger RNA from Ahaetulla prasina, 5292 nucleotides. RefSeq names its product zinc finger protein 850-like. NCBI's taxonomy places the organism in Eukaryota, Metazoa, Chordata, Lepidosauria, Squamata, Colubridae. Bases 369 to 2960 code for a protein of 863 amino acids. The record is from RefSeq and is a predicted model, not a curated record. The transcript is spliced from 2 exons.